Caenorhabditis remanei is the source of this 1068-nucleotide messenger RNA. RefSeq lists its product as uncharacterized. Gene Ontology annotation, molecular function: zinc ion transmembrane transporter activity. The coding region runs from base 1 to 1068 and encodes 355 amino acids. The transcript has 6 exons. Gene Ontology annotation, cellular component: plasma membrane. The record is from RefSeq and is a predicted model, not a curated record. NCBI's taxonomy places the organism in Eukaryota, Metazoa, Nematoda, Chromadorea, Rhabditida, Rhabditidae. Gene Ontology annotation, biological process: zinc ion transmembrane transport.
AUGGUAACCGCCUCAGUGCUACAGUACAUCCUGGCGUUCGCCAUGUUUGUGGUCACCGCCGUCAUCGGUAUCGUACCACUUUUUAUUGUCCGCGUGAUGAAACGGAGUCAAAACGAGACUGAACAAGGCUACCUGUCUUACUUGACAUGCUUUGCUGGCGGUGUCUUCUUGGCGACUUGCUUUUUGGAUAUUAUUCCGCAUAUUAACGAAGGCUACGAAGAACUCCUCGCCUCGUACGAGCUCACCUGGCACUUCGCCUAUCCCCAAUUCAUCACGUGUUGCGGCUUCUUUUUCAUUUACUUCAUCGAGGAGUUUACCACUUUUGUAUUCGGAAAUGGUCAACAACCUGGUCACGGCCACUCACAUUCGUUGAAUCAGCGGGGAGGCAAUAAAGUCGCCAAUUCUUCGGAAUUCGGCGGCCGUCUUAGUCCGGGAAUGCCCAAGGAGAGAAAAGGAAGUGUUAAUAUAACAAACCUCCGCAUGGAAGAAGCGUCCACUUGGGUGGUGUCUGAUGAGAAAUCGAAUAUUCUGAAAUCUCUGACAUUUGCUGUGGCCAUGUCAUUCCACUCGCUUCUCGAGGGCUUCGCGUUGGGGGUUCAGGACACAACUGGAAGAAUUUAUGCGCUGUUCUUCUCACUUUUGUUGCACAAGGGUGUGGAGGCGUUCUCGGUUGGACUACAGAUUUCUAUGGCAAACUCAAAUAAGAUAAAAACCGUCCUCGCCACAAUCCUCAUCUACAGUCUGAUGGCUCCACUCGGCUCGAUCAUCGGCUCGGUCCUUCAGAAUUCGGAGACGAAUAUCUAUAAGGAUUGUGCAAUUCUUUUCCUAGAGUCCCUGGCAGCCGGCACCUUCAUUUAUGUCACUUUCAUCGAAAUAAUGGCAUCCGAGAAGAGCAAUGAUUUCAACCAUUUGAAACAGUUGCUAUGGAUUAUCAUCGGAUUUUCGCUCGUCACUUUUAUGCAAAUCUUUUUCGGACACGAACAUUCGCAUGAGGGACAUGGGACACAUUUGGGGACAAAUGAGACAGAUAUGGGACAUCAUCAUCAUCACCAUCACGGGGGACGUUAA